GGUAAAAUCGCGAGGAGCCGCAGAGCCCAAUUACUGGCCAGAAGAGAACGGAAAUCACCUGGGCGCCAUGUUAGUUAGGGGCACAGUCACUUCCGGCGCAGGGGUCCUCUGCUAGGCGGACUGGGUUUGUAUUUAGUGGAUGGAGUCGGCACCCGCGUCUGUAAAAGAACCUUUAUUUUAACGUUUCCCAGUUGCGACUAUCUCUUUAGAAAUAUGCAUAAAUAAAAGCCGAGUCCUAACAACUGUAGCGGGCAUUGAUUGGAACACUGACUCCUAAAAAUUUUAUGCGUAUAUUCUCUGAUUCAUUUCCUCAGAAGGUUUGAAAUGAAGAAUAGGGAGUCUGAUUAAUGUAUAACAUCUCAACACGAAGGUCGGGAAGCAACAAUAGUCAUGCACCAGAGAAGAAAAACAGCUGUAUUACGUGACUCAGUUUUCAAGGCUUAACUUUGCCCCCUUGGCUUAAUAAAUUUGGAAGGUUCUGAAAUUUCAUUGUCUUUUUAAAGUUUGCAUCUCAAAGUAUAAGUCGCAGAACUGAACAGGAAAUUCCAGCAUGUUCAUCAUGUAAGUUCAUAGAGCUAUGUAGUAGGCAGAAUAAUGGCCUCCAGAAGAUGUCUGUGUUCAGAUUCCGGAAGCUCUGACUAUGUUAUAUAUGACAAGAGGCUUUGAGGAUGUCAUUAAAUUAAGUAUUUUGAGAUGGGAAGAUUAUCCUGGAUUGUCUGGUGGACUCAGUGUAAUCACAAGGAUCCUUAUAAGUGAAAGAAGGAAGCAGAGUCAGGGAGAAGUUUGAAGAUGUUCUGCUGCUGGCUUUGAAGAUGGAGGAAGAUGGAGGAAGGGGCCACAAACCAAGCAAGCCUCCUCUAGAAAUUGGAAAAGUUACAGUAUCCAACUUUCCCUACAAGCGUCCAUAGGGAGACGAAGGGUUUAUACCAGUAACUGCAUCCCCCAGGAGACAAGAAAGGAGGAUAGAAAAACGACUUAGGAAUCUCCUUGGAGCUCAAGACCAGGAACUUCCCCAAGCCGGUCCCUGCCGCAGUUCCUGCGGCGCUCCGACGCGCUGGCCGCACUCGCAGCCCAGGUCGCCAGUACGCACGCGCAAUAUUAGCUGGGGCGCCAGAGCCGGGGCACCUGCGCAGGCUUGGCUGCGCCCUCUCGCGCCGCACGCUCCGCGGGUUCCUCCCUCCUUCCGAGCCUCUUCUCUGGCCGCUGCGCGGGAGAGAGGCCGAGAUGGCAGAUGAGAUUGCCAAGGCUCAGGUCGCUCGGCCUGGUGGCGACACGAUCUUCGGGAAGAUCAUCCGCAAGGAAAUACCAGCCAAAAUCAUUUUUGAGGAUGACCAGUGCCUUGCUUUCCAUGACAUUUCCCCUCAGGCACCAACACAUUUUCUGGUGAUACCCAAGAAACAUAUAUCCCAGAUUUCUGCAGCAGAAGAUGAUGAUGAAAGUCUUCUUGGACACUUAAUGAUUGUUGGCAAGAAAUGUGCUGCUGAUCUGGGCCUGAAUAAGGGUUAUCGAAUGGUAGUGAAUGAAGGUUCAGAUGGUGGACAGUCGGUCUAUCACGUUCAUCUCCAUGUUCUUGGAGGUCGGCAGAUGCAUUGGCCUCCUGGUUAAGCAUGUUUUGGGGAUAAUUUUCUCUUCUCUAGGCAAUGAUUAAGUUAGGCAAGUUCCAGUAUGUUAAGUAACACACUUACUUUUGCCUGUGUACGGAGAGAUUCAAGAAAUAAUUUUAAAACCGCAUACAUAAUAAAAGACAUUGUUGCAUGGCUUA
Symphalangus syndactylus (siamang) is the source of this 1762-nucleotide messenger RNA. It is a transcript of the gene HINT1, whose product is annotated as histidine triad nucleotide binding protein 1. The record is from RefSeq and is a predicted model, not a curated record. Lineage: Eukaryota; Metazoa; Chordata; Mammalia; Primates; Hylobatidae. Gene Ontology annotation, molecular function: catalytic activity.